AAGGAGGAUUUGCCUUUGAGAAAGACAGACAAUUCGACAACACACCCAUGGGAAACAGCAUAUGUGUGGUAUGGCGAGAAAGACAUUCCUGAAAACAAGCGUUUACUUUGUUCCAGUGUCAGCAAUAACCAGUGGCUACUAGGAGAGGCAAUAGAGAGUGCCAUUGGUGGUCUUUCUAUACAUCAAUUUAAUUCGGCAUUUUUGGUAGUAGAAAGCUUUUUAAUAUCAGCUGCACUCAACAAUUCAACUAAACCAAUUGCAGAUUUUGCUGUUCUCAAACAACCGAUCAAUUAUGAUUCAUUGGUCUUUGUAGUCAACACAUCCCAACAUCCAGGGGUUCAUUGGUUUAUAGUUAUAGCAGACAUCAAACAUAAAAGUUUAGUGGCCAUCGAUUCGUCUGAGACCUGUUCAUCAAUUGCAACCAAGUACCAUCUACUUGAGCAAGCUUUCAAAAUUUUAUACUUAUUCUUUGCGAUUGCAGGGGUGAAACUUAAGCCCACGGAAUGGGAGCUGAUUCUGUGUUCGGAUGCUCCACAGCAGAUUAAUAGUUACGACUGCGGCGUCCACUCUGUUAUCAACGCUUACUGUGUUUUCAAUCACAUUCCGCUUAUAGCACACUUUGAUUCCGCGCAAGUACGAGCAUGGAUAAAAAGCGUUAUUAUUAAUUUUUCCGGUGAGGCCAAAACUCACCACAGCAAGAACGAGCUAACUGGAGCAAGGGAGAUAUCGAAGUCCCAGUGGAUCUCUUCUUUCGCCGGAUUAACUGGGAUCGGGACAAAAACAUACCAUGAAUGUUUUCCUAUGAUACAAAAGGAAAAAAGCGGUUGGACAACUUGCGAUAUGGAUAAAUGCACGGGGAACAAGAAAGACGAGACUCAAGUAAUGUGUGUAAAUUGCCGAAAAUGGAGCCACAGGACCUGUUUACCAGAAAGUAUAUUAUAUGACGUGACGUACUAUGUAUGUCCACAUUGCAAAAACCCAUGAAUUGCCCACGUCAGUUUUUGCAGAUUUAAAAUAUUUACUGUUAAAAGCUCUCUUUCGUGUUUUUUUAUUCCUUCAAGUAAUUAUGUAGCCCAUGUAUUUAACUAUUAAGUCGCAUUGUAUCGGUGUUUUUCCUUUCUUAUUCCAGGACAUCGACUCCCGGAGAUUUAUCAUUUGUUUUUCACAUUCAUCGCCUGCGUCGUCAGUUUUUCUUCACAUUUCAAGUAGUUACAGUUAAAAAGCUUGGUUUCGUGUGUUUUUAUUUAUGUAAUUAUGUAGGUAUCAUUC
Styela clava is the source of this 1269-nucleotide messenger RNA. The record is from RefSeq and is a predicted model, not a curated record. Lineage: Eukaryota; Metazoa; Chordata; Ascidiacea; Stolidobranchia; Styelidae.